AACUGCAGAAGCAGAAAUAAAGUUUGCAUCACUCCGACUCCGUAGCGUUUAAAGAAAAAUCGAUACCCUAUCAGUGAUCUGCUUGGCUGUUGGCUGUUCCAGUGAUUUUUCGACAAUUGGCUAAUUUUCAGCAGCCCGCUUUUCAAUUAUAAUCCUCUGUUUUGGUAAUGCUUUACGAUGGAAAAUAUAGUAGAACUAAAUGGUUCCAACAGCAAUAAUAGCUCGACAGCUUUAGAGGCCGAAGAGAUCAGCAAAUCACUGACCUCAUUUGAAGCGGAUCGCAGCUUCGAGGAAUAUUGUGAUGAAAAUACCCGUCUCGUCGAUAUCAAGGACCAUGCCGAAGAAAAUGGAAAUAAGCUGGAUUCAACACCUCCUGCAAAGAGUAUUGCUUUCGUACAGCCAAACAAUCAUCGCAGAUCCGAUGAGCCAACAGAGCUCAGCUUCGAGAAAUUUCCCGAAAAUCACGAAGAAAAAUUGAAACGCAUUAAAAUUGAAAAUGCUCUGGAUGAUCCCUCCACUACUCAGAACGAUUGGCGGAUGUUCGCGAAAUCCGAAUAUGGCCUCAUUAAUGAUGACUUACGACGCAAGGUAUGGCCGCUACUUGUCGGUGUCGAUCUGAACAUGAUCGAUCCCGCGCCAUCGCUUGCAGAGCUUAACAAUCAUCCCGAGUAUAACCAGGUGGUUCUUGAUGUAAACCGUUCUUUGAAACGAUUUCCUCCUGGUAUUCCUUACGAACAACGUGUUGCUCUGCAGGACCAACUAACGGUGUUAAUUCUACGAGUGAUCAUUAAGUAUCCUCAUUUGAAGUACUAUCAGGGAUACCAUGAUGUGGCGAUCACGUUCCUGUUGGUUGUCGGAGAAGAGGUCGCUUUUCAUGUGAUGGAGAUUUUAUCAACUAACCAUUUAGUUGAAUGCAUGCAAGAAACAAUGGAACCAACACAAAGACGACUAAUGUUUAUCUAUCCUUUAGUUAAGAAAGAGAACCCAGCUCUAUGUAAAUUUCUAGAGCGUUCAACCGUUGGUACACUUUUCGCUCUGCCGUGGUACUUAACAUGGUUCGGACACAGCUUAAACUCUUACCGGUCGGUAGUACGGUUAUACGACUACUUCCUUGCAUCGGAUUUCCUUCUACCUAUAUACGUGACUUCGGCCAUCGUAUUGUAUAGACAGAACGAGAUAUUUCGAGAAGACUGCGAUAUGGCAUCUCUACACUGCCUACUAUCACAACUACCAGAAGAUCUACCCUUUGAAUAUCUUCUGCAAAAAGCGGAGGAGUUGUAUAAAAAGUAUCCACCCAAAAAAGUUGAGAAGGAUGUUGAAAAUAUGAUCGCCAACGAAAAAGCGCAACGGCUCAAGGAGGAGCAGGAACGUAAACGACGGAAGACUUACGGAGUUGCCAAACCAGCUCAUAACUCGCUUAUCGGCCGACUACUACCACAUCUGCAAAUGACACGUCGAUCUGUGUUUGUGACCACUGCAUUUUCCAUCCUAGUUGGAUUCUGUGCGUAUUACUAUCGAGCCCAUUUGAUGCCACUGUCAGAAGCAAUCAGAUGAGGCGAACUGUUCCGGCGGAUUCCGUCGUCUUUUACCGUCACCGCCGGUCCGUUGAGUGCACUGGACUGGGGCACUCCUCGAGUACAGUAAGGGCAGUCCCAUAUGAAAACUUGAACGAUGGCCAAAAUUGAAUUGUUUAACAUUUCGCAUCACCAAAAACCGAUUACACUUUUUCAACAUAAAAUGUGAUUAAUUUUGUUCUUGUAGCGAUCAUCAAGACAAAUGUAAUAUCGUUUGUUUCAUUUCUGUAAAUAGGAAGCAUAUGUCAUCAACCUGUAAAGUGUCGCACCACUAAGUUUUCGAAGGCAAAUGGUUUGUAUUUAGCAAUGAUUAUAUUAGUUGUAGAUUUAAUUAGUGGGACAUCCGUAGAAAUAAGUCUAACCACUGUUAUUAAAUUCAAUAUAAAGCUAUUUUAUUAUCAUUAAAUUGAAAAUACAUACACUAA
Messenger RNA from Sabethes cyaneus, 1999 nucleotides. RefSeq names its product TBC1 domain family member 20. Gene Ontology annotation, biological process: endoplasmic reticulum to Golgi vesicle-mediated transport; positive regulation of GTPase activity. The record is from RefSeq and is a predicted model, not a curated record. Lineage: Eukaryota; Metazoa; Arthropoda; Insecta; Diptera; Culicidae. The coding region runs from base 178 to 1554 and encodes 458 amino acids. Gene Ontology annotation, molecular function: GTPase activator activity. Gene Ontology annotation, cellular component: endoplasmic reticulum membrane. The transcript is spliced from 7 exons.